AUGGCGGACGAAGAGGCUAAACUAAAAUGGUUCGCUAUUCAGUCUCGUUUUGCUCUAUUUUUCAUGCAAUUUAUUUUCAAUAACUGUGUACCAGACCACCAGCCUGAUGUUUUCAAUCCACCCAUCACAGACAAAGACACCUGGAACUUUGUGGACAGUACUGUUAGCACACUUUUCGCGGGAUUCGUGCGUUGGGAUGGUGUCUAUUUCUUACACAUAUCACAACAUGGCUACACGUAUGAAAACUGUUUGGCAUUCUUUCCUUUGUACCCGAUGUUGGUCAGGUUUUUGGGUAACAGUGUGUUUCUACCUCUGCAAGUAUUGAUGACAUACAGAUCGGUAUUAAUAAUCUCAGCAUUGGUAUUAAACUACUUUUUAUUUGUGAAAACAGCAGUUAUUCUGUACAGAUUUGGACGAGACAUUUUAAACAAUGAUUUGCUUGCAUAUAAAGCUGCUCUUUUGUUUUGCAUCAACCCAGCAAGUAUUUUCAUGUCAGCACCGUAUUCUGAAAUUCUCUUUUUAUACCUAAUACUAAAUGGAAUGCACAAGUUUGAAAGAAAUUCAAAAGUUCCUGCAUCAUUUUUAUUUGGAUUAAGUGCAUUUGCACGUUCAAAUGGAAUUCUUUAUCUUGGUCUUAUUAUACACAGAAAAUGCAAAGAUUCUGUCCAACUGUUAAAAGUUCUUUACCCCAUGAUAAGGGCUGAUAAGUGGUCAGUUCCCACUGCAUUGUGGUCAAUGGUCUGGAUUAUCAUAUUACCACUUCUCAUUUACACAACGUUAUGUGUUUCACCGUUCAUUGUGUUCCAGUAUUUUGCAUAUCAAUGGUUUUGCAAAGAGACUCCUUCAGGCAUGCAUAAACUAAUAUUUAAUUAUGGAAUAAGUCGGGGAUAUACUAUUCAGGCUUAUAAUUCAACAGUUUGGUGCAAUAUCCAUCUUCCACGUGCAUAUUCUCAUAUUCAGAAAAAUCACUGGAAUGUAGGCUUCAUGAACUAUUACCAGUUCAAACAAAUUCCUAAUUUCUUGCUGGCUACACCAGUGACACUGCUAAGCCUUUCUGUAAUCAUUUACUACCUCUGGCUGAAUUGGAAGACUGUGUGUAUGCUUGACCUAAUGGAGGAUUUCGAAGAAUUUAAAAAGAAAGACAUCGUUAAACAAACAGAUAGAGAAUUCAGAAACAAGAGACUACUGCCUUAUAUAGUACAUCUUCUCUUCCUGGUAGUAUUUGGUUGGCUUUUUACUCACAUACAGAUCUUAACAAGGAUGCUGUUCUCAUCAUCGCCUGUGUUGUAUUGGUAUGCUGCUCGACUUAUCACCAAGGAAACCACAGAAACCUCAAGGCCAGAGUUUAAUAAAUGGGACGUCAUCAGAAACUACCGACAAAAAGACAUUCCAAUAUUAGACGGUUCUAAAAGGAACAUGCUUGUAGAUCAAAUUUUAAGCCAUGGACAAAGUUUUAAAACAAGACUGAUUUUUAUUUAUUUCAUUGGCUAUUUUGUUAUAGGAACUUUUCUCUUUAGUAAUUUUCUACCAUGGACAUGAUUAGAGGGUAUCUAGUUCAGAAAUCCUAUAUAUAGUUUUAAGGUCACUUGACCAUAAGUCAUUAUGACCUAUAGCGAUUGUUCUUCCUCCAUCAUUGUGCAUAACGAUUUUCUUGAGAACACGAUAAUUUAAGUAAAUAUGCUUAAAUUUUUAUGAAUCUUGGAAUUGAGACAAAUUUGAUCGUAACAUACAGAAUAAUGGCCCUUUUGCAGUUUUAUUUCCAUUUGUGAACAUGAUAUUUUGAGUAAACAUGAAUGGAUUUUGAUGAAACAUAAGAUCUCAGAUGAGUUUGAUAAUGGGACCAAUUCAAAUGUAACUUGCAAAAUGAUUUGCCUUUCCAAUUUUGUUAUCGUUAGACCUUGUGAUUACAAUAACUUCAGUAAAUACGAACAAAUUUUGAUCAAAUUUGUUAGGCUGCCUUAUAUUAAUAAGAUUCAGUGAAGUUUGACAAUAAAACCGAUUUGAUUGAAAUUAACAGAGUUAUGUCCCUUUACAGUUUUAAUUAUGAAGACUUUGAUGAAACUUGAUAUGCAGCCUUAUAUCAAUAUGAUUUUGGAUGAAUUUGACAAUGAGACUGAUUCAAUUAUGAUUGACAGGGUUAUGACUGUUUGUAGUUUUAUCACUGUUGAACCUUGUGAACAUAGUAACUUGAGUAGAUAAGAAUGGAUUUUGAGGAAACUUGGUAUACAGUCAUGUAUCAUGAUGAGUUUAAAAAUGGGACUGCUUCAAUUUGUUUUACUGUGUUAAAGUUUAAGUUUGAGAAUAGUCAGGUAACGGUUUAGACCAAUGGGCCUCUUGUUCUUUAUUCAAGAUUAUAGUAGAAAUAUAGACAGAAAAAGACCAAUUUCAAAAUAAAUUUAGGAUUAUUGUUUUGACACAGUCCCACUUAGAUAAAAACAAAAUAAUUGUAAUUCAAAUUACAUACCUUGUGUGUCUAUAUGUAAACUUCACAACUUUGGUGAAAGACUGUCCUGGACAUUUAAAUCAGAAAUAAGGUCAUAGAUCCCAUUUUGUCUUAUAUCUCUUCAUUCUUAUUUGUAAUAUUAAACAGCUUUGAAUGUUUUUGAAUGGUUGAAUAA
This is a messenger RNA of Ylistrum balloti, 2618 nucleotides long. RefSeq names its product GPI mannosyltransferase 2-like. The transcript has 3 exons. Gene Ontology annotation, molecular function: alpha-1,6-mannosyltransferase activity; GPI mannosyltransferase activity. Lineage: Eukaryota; Metazoa; Mollusca; Bivalvia; Pectinida; Pectinidae. Gene Ontology annotation, biological process: GPI anchor biosynthetic process. The coding region runs from base 1 to 1539 and encodes 512 amino acids. The record is from RefSeq and is a predicted model, not a curated record. Gene Ontology annotation, cellular component: mannosyltransferase complex; endoplasmic reticulum membrane.